This is a messenger RNA of Puccinia triticina, 699 nucleotides long. RefSeq lists its product as uncharacterized. The record is from RefSeq and is a predicted model, not a curated record. The coding region runs from base 1 to 699 and encodes 232 amino acids. The transcript has 5 exons. Lineage: Eukaryota; Fungi; Basidiomycota; Pucciniomycetes; Pucciniales; Pucciniaceae.
AUGCAUCACAGCUUCUUCACCACCGCUCUUUUGCUCGCCUCCAACGUCUUCGCCCAAGACGCGCCCACCAACACCACCGCCACCAAUGCCCAAGUAAACCCCCAGGCAACCGCCGCCGGAGGUGCCCCCCCAGUUCCCAACGCUAUUGCUGUCACUUGCACCAACAGCCACUUGCCUUUCUCCCAGCGUGAACUCGCCCAGAUGGCCCUCAUGGACGCAAACGCUGACCGCACCAAGAUUCCCGACCCCAAAACCCUGUCGGCCAACCAAACUGCCGCCAUCUGCAAGAAUGACCAGACCACCGCCGUCUGUGUCCUGAACACAUGCGACAUCGUCGCGAACCCCUCCCCAAGUAAGCCCCUGAGACACAUCCCUAUCCCGGGCCUCACAGCUGACCCCAAGUAUCCUUCCACAGCUUGCCACGGCUGCGUCGAAUACACCCCCAACGCCAAAGGUGACGACGGUACCCUUGGUACUGUCAUCACCGAUCCCGUAGUGUGUGACGACAGCUACAACUUCAACGUGACCGAAACCAGAACCCCUUACCUGUGCUCGACCAAGACCCAGAUGACCUACUCUUGCAAGAAAUGCGAGGGAGCAAGAGGCUGCAACACCUGUUAUGACGUCAAAGACAUUCCCGCUGGCCCCACUGCCCCCCCUGCCACCACCGCUCCUGUCACUCCCCCCGCUAACCCUUAG